Messenger RNA from Caenorhabditis bovis, 1854 nucleotides. Lineage: Eukaryota; Metazoa; Nematoda; Chromadorea; Rhabditida; Rhabditidae. The record is from the annotation of a GenBank genome assembly.
AUGUCAGCAUCGCCAAAUUUAAUUGACACCCAACAGCACUCGAUUGUCCUAGACGAUACACCAUCGCCACCGCCGCCCAAACCGCCGCGUGGAGUCAUGCGCCAAAUGCCGCCGAUGAAGCCGCAGAGAAGCGCUCUCAAAAUCGAACCCCUUGAUGAAAAAGAAAAUGGGUCAGCAGAAUAUCGAAGUCAAUUUAAAGCCAAGGAAACCAUGGAUAAAAUGAUGUCAUAUUUUAAACGAAGUAUUGGAGUGAUUAGAAAUUCUGGCGAAUUCACCGGCGCCGAAGCGGCGAACAUUCUCGAAGUGUUCAUAUUGAAAAAUAAGGAAUGUUUUAAACGCGAAGACGUCGGACGCAAAAACGCCGUGCUUUUGCUUGACUUGUGGCGCGAGCAAAAUAUUAUCAAAAGUGUCGAUCCAAGCAUUCGCAAGUUUAUUGAUAGCGAACACGCUUAUUAUAUUUUAUCAGAUGAUGAUAGUAAUCAGAGAAAUUUCGCGAAACCAGCGCCAAUAACGAUUUGCAGAUAUUAUUGUGCUCCGUCGCCGAUUCGCGCUCACGAGGAGACACCGAGCCUUGUAAGCCGCUCGAGUGGCCGCAGCAACAGCUUCAAGCGGCUUUUCUCGCCGCUCGGCAACAUUCGCCGAAAUCGAUCGAAUUCGAGAGGAAGGAAGGAGGAGAAGGAGAAAGAGUCGAAUUCGACGUUCCUUCGAUCGACUUGGAGCUUGUUCACUAGCGAUAAGCAUGAGAAGAAAUCGAAGCAGAUUGCGACGCAGGCAAUUAAAGAAGAAGAAGCUCGGAUAUAUGAAUUAUCUCUACUGCACCUGCUAAACAUAAUUGAAGUUGAGUUUCUUGAAGAUUUCGCCCUUCCUGUCGAUGACUCAAAAAAAAAUGCGUCAUUCCUGAGCUCAAUACUUGAUAAAAUGAAAAUUGGUGGAAGUGAGGAGAGACUUGACUACCGGAAAGAGGAUGAAAUGGAUUUGCUCGUCGAGACGCAUCCGAUCAUAAGAGAGGCUUCGGCGUGGUUCCAAAUGGCGCGAUUAUGCGCGCCGACGCUCUAUCUGGAGCAGACGUCCGGCAAAAGUUCGGUGAUGCAAUUAUACCUUUGGUGUAAAGCGGCAUUGGCGGCGGUGUCGGCGAAACUCGAGAAAAUGACGCAAAACGGCGCGUCGCCGCUGAUACCCAACGAGUUUUCGGCGAUUCUCGGCAAAAUCGCCGAGCAAUUGAUCAAUAAUUUGGAUUCGGGCGAGAAGCUGAAUCUCGCCGUAUUGUACCUAUUCCUCAUGAUCCCCUCACCGUUGCGAUCGAUGAUUGAUAAUAUUGUGCAGUGGCUUCAGAUCACGAUGAGAACGAACGCGGUGGAGGAUCUCAGAAGUCCAUUCUAUCUCGGAAGAAAAGAGCCGAAAAAUAAGGAGAAUUGUCGAGUAAUUAUCGACGAGCUUCGAUCUUUCAUAUUCCCCCGUGGAUGCAUGACAAAUAAUCAGCAGGACAUUUUCAUUGAGACGCUUGUCGAGCUGCGAACAUCGGGAAGACUCGGAAAACUGACGCCGCAAUUGGAGGAGUCGCUGCGUGCCAAGUGCGUUCGCUCGCCGCCGAAAAGACGAUGGCGAAGCAGAAAAAGAAGCGCGCCGGAGAAUGUGACGCCUGUGCGGUUUGCGGUGCAGGGGAAAGGAUUGCGACCUGCCAAGCAGGAGACGAUGUAUGAAGGAUUGGACGAGACUGAAAAAGAGCUCGUGAAAAUGAUCGAGCUCGUCAUUGAGGAUAAGAAGAUGUCGCUUACGUUAAAACAGAAGCAGCUCGAAUCAUUUUCGAAGACCUACCCGAAAUUAUACCAGCGAUACUUUUCAAAUUUAUUAUAA